Messenger RNA from Paramormyrops kingsleyae, 7001 nucleotides. Lineage: Eukaryota; Metazoa; Chordata; Actinopteri; Osteoglossiformes; Mormyridae. The record is from RefSeq and is a predicted model, not a curated record.
UCAGGAGUCGAGGACGCAGAGCGGGGGUGGGCACGGCGGGCGCGGAGGCACCACCGGGGGCCCCGAUCUGGAUGUUAGCGACGGCUUCAUGGGCCUCAAGGACCACCUGGAGGAUGGGGUAGGCCGCAUCCUGGACCUGGGGUUGGAUUUGGACUACCUCCAUGUGGAAACUAUGGAUCGCCAGUCUGGAGCGAGCGGCGACCCUGGUUCAGCUGCUGUGGAGAUGGGUGUGGCCCACGUGAGUGACAUCUGCUCCUCCACCUCCCUGGGGGACUCUGAGGAAAGUGCCGAUUCUGACAAUGAGGCGGAUCGGGCGCCUAGCAACUGCAGCCAUGGUGACCACCCUUCGCCUGACCCAGACCCAGCUGCAGCACCACCUAGAGAAACUCCUCAGUCUUCAGUGGUCCCUUUGGAGGAGCCCGACCAGGCUGAAAUGGCCAGGGAGUACCAGACCAAGAUGGAGUUUGCGCUAAAGCUGGGCUACAGCGAAGAACUGGUUCAACUGGUGCUAAGCAAACUUGGGCCUGGGGCACUGAUUAAUGAUAUUCUGGGGGAACUGGUCAAACUGGGCAGCAAACCAGAGGCUGAGCCAGGGUGUGGUACAGCAGCGUUGCCCUCUGCCUCGCUGUCUGCCACGUCCUCCUCUUCCUCUUCCACUUCCUCCCCUUCUGGUGUCUUCCGCUCUGCCUCCAACUCACUCCGGUCCGACUCCCCCAUCUACCCAGAGAGCCCAGAUGACACGGACAACCUGCGGCCAGUAGUGCUGGAUGGCAGCAAUGUGGCCAUGAGCCAUGGCAACAAAGAAGUAUUUUCCUGCCGAGGUAUCCAGCUGGCAGUGGACUGGUUUCGGGACCGUGGACACAGGGACGUCACUGUGUUUGUGCCGGCCUGGAGGAAGGAGCAGUCACGCCCAGAUGCACUUAUUACAGACCAGGAGAUUCUGCGGCGGCUAGAGAAGGAGAAGAUCCUGGUGUUCACACCGUCGCGGCGCGUCCAGGGCCGGCGCGUCGUCUGCUACGAUGACCGCUUUAUCGUCAAGCUGGCGCAUGAGUCUGACGGCAUCAUUGUGUCCAAUGAUAACUACAGAGACCUGGCCAAUGAGAAGCCUGAGUGGAAGAAGUUCAUCGACGAGAGGCUGCUCAUGUAUUCCUUUGUCAACGACAAGUUCAUGCCCCCCGAUGACCCACUGGGGCGACACGGCCCCAGCCUGGACAACUUCCUGCGAAAGCGGCCCGUGCUCCCAGAGCACAGAAAGCAGCCGUGUCCCUACGGUAAGAAGUGCACCUACGGGCACAAAUGCAAAUUCCACCAUCCGGAGAGGGGCCCGCAGCCGCAGCGCUCAGUGGCCGAUGAGCUGCGUGCCAGCGCCCGGAGCUCCAGGGGCCUGGGUGACGGCGUGCUGGUGAAGAGCCACAGCGCCCCCUGUGCCCCCCGGCCGGACGCCGCCAAGCGGCCCGGCUCCAAACGGCAGUCGGACCCUGCAGUGCGCGCCUACUCCUGUGGGGACCUGGACGACGGCACGCAAGGGGAGACGCGUCGGAGGAGCAGCGCCCCCCCCAGCCAGGGCCUGGCCUGUGCUCUUCCGCAGGACACCAGGCCGCAGCCUGUAGGGGGCGCUGCCUCCUUCUCCUGCUCGGAAGUGUACCCACGCUGUGACUCGCCGGACCUGAGCUACUACUCGGUGGUGAGCGGCUGUGCAUCGCUGGGCCUGGCGACAGAGGCGGCCCUUCUGCGGGGGGGCUCCGAGCCAUCCGACUGCGGCAGCGAGGGGGGGGUCAGCUGCGGCAGCAGUGGCUCCGACUCCUUUGGCGAGCGCAGCCGUGUGCUCUCCCCAGACCCUCCCCUGGAUGACCUGAAUUGCCGCCACCACCGCCGCUACCCGCAGUACCCCGGCUACCCCCACUCCUACAUGUAUGCCCCCCCCGCCGCUGCUCUCUCGGCACAGUACUACCAUCGCCACACUGAGGGCCCGGGCCGGGCGCAGGGCUUUGGCCGUGAGGACAAGCGCUCGCUGCCCUACAUGCCCACACACCCGGUGGUGAGCUCCGGCUGCCACAGCGACUGCACCUCGCUGCCCCUGACCCCCCCACGUCCCCCAGCCUCCCCCCCCGGCCGCAGCUUGGCUUCCACCCGUGCCGAGAGCAUUUCCGACUCCCGCCUCUACCGGCAGUCCCUGCUGCAGAGAGGGGGGCCCUACAGCAGCUGGGACUCGUAUCACGGCCACCACCGCCCCCCCCCAGCCAUGCCAGCGCCCCCACCCAGCCAGCCCUGCUACCAACCCUUUGCCUUUCAGAAUGCGCCAGAAAACCGCGAGCAGGCCUGGCGUCAGCCCUGGGGCCGCUCCCCCAACCCCAGCCACCCACCGGCGGAGCCGCCCCCUCUGAGCCGCUACCAGGAUGUGCGGGAGAAGGUCUUCGUCAAUCUCUGCAACAUCUUUCCCCCAGAACUGGUGCGGCUGGUGAUGGGUAGGAACCCCCAUGUGACGGAUCCACAGGAACUGGCGGCAGCGAUCCUGGCUGAGAAAUCCUCGGGGUACUGAGGAGGGCUGGGGCUCCUCCUGUUCUCCUUUAGUGAAUCACUGCAUCUCUCCUGGGCCACAGGCUGCUUCGCAUUAGUGAUGCAUUAUGGGGGUGACAGGUGACAUGGUCUUCAUUACUGUGAUGGGGUUAGGUGGCACUGAGGCCCCAGUGCACAUGCAGGCCAACAGUAGCACUUGGCUGCAGAAGACUGUCGCUUUCCAUCGUUUUAAUUUUUAAAAAAUUGCCUAAAUGUAUCUGCACAGCUGGCAAAGUUUUGUUCAUAGAGAGGGCUUUUAAUAGUGUGUGUGUGUGUGUGUGUGUGUGUACUGAAAGAGAAAGAAAAGUCAGUUUAUUAUUAUUUAUUUUCGCAAAUUGUGUUAAUUUUAAUUUUCAUUUUUUUUGUAAAAUGAGUUUUAGCAAGGAGGUGUUGAUCCUUAAGGCACUUUUCCAUUGAUGUUUAUCCAACGUAAGACUGAAGCAGAAAAUCCUGGCAAUCAGAUCACAUGAGCCCGAGGCUGUAGGUUUGCUGUGGUUCAUCAGAGAGCGCCGGGCGCCAAGGCAGAGGGUAGGAAAUAGAAAAUUGGCCAAAUCAAUUUAACUGGUUUUUUUUGACAUAGUAAAGCUAAAACUGUUUACUGCCGUUUAACUGUGAUCAAGGUUUGGGUGCUCAGGACGAAAACGUUCCAGUUUCAGCCAUCUGCUGUGAUUUACAGGGUAAUGAAAUACACAUGAUGACCCCUAACCCCAAGUCACCUUAAUGAUGUAUUUAUUUUUGUAUACGCCAGAUAUUGUUUUUACCCAGAAUGCCUUGACAGUCCCUGAUGCCGGGGGAUUGGCUGUCCUCUUUACAAUCCAUCGCUUCUACUCACUUUGCAUCAUUUCUUUUUAUUGUAAAAAAAUGAAAUUUCUUCCCAAAAACAAGAUGCCAUUGAAAUCACAAGACUUAUGCUGUUUGAGGAUAUGCAAGCCCGUGUGGUUGAUGCACUAUAAUGUAUUGCUUAAUUUAUUUGAUCAUUAUUAUUCUUUUAUGCUUUGUUUUUGUUAUGUUGUUUGUCAUGUUUUUUGUUACAGUAAAGUUACAAAAGGUGUUGUCAUAGAAACCGGCAAGGGUAUGCCCUGUCUAGGUUACUUAUGGAGAUGGAUGUGUGUGUCGCUUUGGAUUUACUGCUGUCCAGCAAAACGGUGACCAAAUGUGUAGAGGGGUCAGUGCUUGCUAGCUCACUCUGAAGUUAUCUGCAUUCCUGUUCCCCACCUAAAUAUUUCUGGGGUUGGAAUUUGAAGCCGUCACCGUGGUUGUGCACCUGCGCUCGGGUGAUGCUGGGGGAACCAUCUCCGUCACACAGCGGGAAGGACUCGCCUACCCGCCACAUAGCUGUCAGACUUUCGUUUGGUGGUUUCCUCCUAGCUGGCAGGAGAGACCGUACCGCUACACAAACCUUGGGGGCUUAAUAAUAAGAAACCCUUUUACAGUUGAUACAAAUUGUAUCUUAUUAAGUUAAUUACAGAUUUUUAAUAUAUGAGAGAUACACAUGUACACAGUAUAUAUGAAUGUUUAUGAUAGUUUACAGUAGUCACAUUUUUAACUGUUGUUAAAGAGAGGUCUUGGGCAACAUUUCAUUGUAUAAUUACAGUAUGGAGGUGGGUUUGGCGGGAGGUAGAGUGCUGGAUGCAGAAGCUCCUUGUACAUUAAGGAAGUUUAGAAAGAACAAUGAUUGCAGGAGGGGUCAUUUGCAUUGAGAUCCCUUAAACCCAUUCAUGGCCUCAGCAACAUGUAUUAUCACAGUGUCAGUGUUAGUAGUGCUGGAGGCCUAUUUUCCUUAAUGCCAUUCACUCCUGGUGUGCCGCUGUAAUAUACGUAGGUGUGCAGUUGUUAGCAUUAAGGUAGACCUAGCAGCUGUAGCAAUAGGAAAUAUUAGCAGUAGCAACUGAGAGUAUCAGCUGAUGUGGACAGUUGACGCCAGAAUCGGAAUUAAUGACAAAAUGCUGCAGAAAGAAAUCUGGAUUCAUGAAACGAUUACAAAUUCUCAAAGCAGUCCAGGUCUCCAGCAUGCUCAGUAAUUACCGAUCAGGACAGGUAACUGUUUUUGUUUGAAGUCCUGUUUUCUUUAAUGGCCCACUUGGUUUCAUGGGGGUCGAUAUGAAAGAGACCAGCAUGAUGUGUGAUGAACACCUUUUUUUAAACGUGAAGAGCCUUCCCCCCUGGCUUCGUGACACCAUGUGUCGCGAUGAGCGGUGGGGUGGGCGUACAGUAAAUGCUUCUACAUGGCAUUGCGCUUAUUGACACACCCAAUGAUAAUCUGAACCGUGUUCAGCUGUUUAUUCCUCUUAUUUUUCUUAAUGCUUUACUACUGUCCCAGAGAACUUGUGUAAAAGGCUGUCAGCUGCUUGGCGUAAUGUUCACUGUGUAGCUUUGCUGGAUGUUUCAUACAUUAUUUUUAGGUUGUUCUUGGUGAAAUCGUUCGUUUCAGCUCUGCUCUGCAUUUUAAAUGGAUAACAUAUCUCAUUACAAGUAGAUUAGGUGUCAGUGUAUACAAAUUAGUGUCAGUAUAGUACUAAGGAUACAGAUGCUUUUUGCUCAUUUCAGCAUAAAGGUAGCAUUUUGUGGAGUGUAUGAAUUUCUAUUUAUUAUUGGUUUGCUUUCAUGGAGUUCUAGUUGUAGAGUAUAACAUAUUAAAAGCUUCAUUGUGGAAGUACCUGACAGGUCUUUCCUUUAAAAAAAAAAAAAAGAAAAAAAGAAACCUUGACAGUGCAGGAGUUCAGGGAUGCUAAAUCCCCAUGACAACCAAAGGCGGUGGCAGAUGUUAUACUCAAGUCUUAGUGUACCUGUGCAUUGUUUUGCCAGGCCUACAGUAGAGCUGGGGGAUAUGGGCAAAAAUGUUAUCAUGAUAAAAUUUUUCAUAUUGGUCGAUAUUGGUCAUUAUUGCAAAUUGUUCUUUCCAGUUUAAAGGUUGAUUUUUACUCCUGGGUUAACUAACUAUUCUCCUGAGGUAAACUAUUCUCUAUCAUCCAAAUGUGACAAAAACUGACCAAAAUGACGCUUUCAGAACAAUUAGCUAUAUUUUCUAAGCCCACUAGAUGGAGCCCUCUGUUCAUUAAAGGUCUGAAAGCAUGCCGAAAAGGAAACAAAAAGCGCCACGUGGUCUCAAAAAGUCGUAAAUGGUUCACAAAGCCUCAUUUUGGCCAUCACUACCAAACAGCAUUUUCUCUUUCACAAGUCUGAGAUAGAAGAUGAACAGCUUAUUUUAGUCAUCGCUGCAAAAACGCCACCACAUUCUUUCUAUCUGUUAUAUCUGUUAUCUAUGUGUGGAUUGUUACUGUCGGGAUUUAUCAUGGAUUGAAUUUUCCUGAGGACUUUCCUUUUGGAUUUCGCUGGAUUACCCUUAUUGCUCAGCUUGCUCUCCUGGCGAGUUGACCUGUUUUGACAUUUUUGUCAGUUGUCUGCCUACCUGCCUUAAUACAUUCUGUUAUCUGUUGAAUAGAUCCUUCCUUUUCUAGGUUGUGCUUGUGCUGCUGGUCCUGACAAGUAAUCACAUAGAAAAUGUCUUUUUCUGAUGCAAAGCAAGUCACCGAAAUAUCGAAAACAUAUUGAGCAUUUGGCACAUUCAUAUCGAGGGAUAUUAUCCUGUGAUAAUUAUCGUUAUCAUUUUAUCACCCAACCCUAGCCUACAACGUAACUAACCUGGAAAACAAAACAGAAAUGCAGGCCAAGCACCUACAAUUCUAUGUCUCCAAAUCUGUGUACAUCUGCAUUUAGUUUUAAUCUGUUCCCCCAAUUUAAUUAGUCCAAUUAAUUGCAGACAAUCCUUAUUUAUCCCAAAACACUGCAGUUAAAUUUGUGUAUGAACAAAUGGUGAAACUUAAGAACUUGACCCUGCCCUUGGUAGUGAAGUGGCACAGAGAUGUCUUCACUCUAGUGUCACAAUGUCAUCAGUGUCAUCAUUUCACCUAUUUCCACAUUAUAAGCAAUUGAAGCAAGUAGUAGGACUUGAUAUUGCAUUUCAUUUGUAGCUCUGUGUUUAUACUUGGUUGAAUAAAUUAAAUGCAUCUCCCCCCAGUAUUUUGCAUAGCAUAUUAAAUUCAUGAUUCAAUGUGUUUAGAUUAAUUACAGUUACAUUAUGAGAUGCAUAAUUCCAGCUUCAGGUGAAUUGAUUAGAUAUGCUGCUUCUUGAUAGCAGUCCAGCUCAAGAGACAUCUGUCCAAGAACAUGCCAGUAAAACUUAUCCUAAUGUGUCACCAAGACUAUUGUCAUUUGAACAUGUCAAGUUGUUUCAAAUUCUUUCACAGGUCUGCUUUAAAAGUUCAAGUUAAACACCAAAUUCCACAAAACUAUGUUUGAAAGUCAUGUGCAGAAAUGUGUAUUUUCCAGAAUUACUUUGGUCAAUGCUUGUGUCUGCAGUGAACCAAUGCUUGGUUUUGUGUAAAGUAUUUUGUAAAAGAAUUUGUGAAUCGGGAGCUUUGAAAAUAAAAUAAACUUGCAUUGGC